GUUGCUUUCAAUGGAGGGCGGAACAUCUUGCCUAGAAGGCCAUCAGCCAGUGUCCUCCCUUCAUCAACUACAAAAGCCCGAAUAACCGCCGACGAACCAACAGUUCCUCACCAUAAGUGCUAUGAAGAUGAAACUCCUCUGGGCAUUACUUUUAGUCACGGCUGCGGCGGCAGCGCCCCAGACCCCAAGGAAUGUGCGAGGGUUGAUUGGGCAGCCUGCAGUCGGUGCCCAAAACUCCAAAACCGCCGAGAACCAGAACACUGAAGACGAAGCAGCUCUCGCCGGCGACCAGGAAUCGGACAAUGAUUUCGAAAGCGAAGCGUCUGAUAAUGACGAAGACAGUCAGGGCCAGCAGGCCUCUAUCGUUGAGGGCCGCACCGGAGCAGCAACAGGUGCCAACCAAGGAAACAACACCAGGAUUUUUGGCCUCUUGAACCCUUUGUUCGGAGGCUUUAACCCACUUGGCAACGUAAUUGGUUCAGCCUUAGGUUUAGGAGGACCUACUGGAUUUGGCUUUGGUGGUAAUCCCGGUUUUGGAGGCGGCUUCGGUGGUAAUCCUGGAUUUGGAGGCGGUUUUGGUGGUAACCCUGGAUUUGGAGGCGGUUUUGGUGGUAACCCUGGAUUUGGAGGCGGCUUCGGUGGUAAUCCUGGAUUUGGAGGCGGCUUUGGUGGUAAUCAAGGAUUUGGAGGCAAUUUCGGUGGCAAUCCUGGCUUUGGAGGCAACUUUGGUGGUAAUCAAGGAUUUGGAGGCAACUUUGGUGGUAAUCAAGGAUUUGGAGGCAACUUUGGAGGCAACCAAGGUUUUGGAGGCAACUUUGGUGGUAAUCCCGGCUCUGGAGGCAACUUCGGAGGCAACCCAGGAUUUGGAGGCAACUUUGGAGGCAACCCCGGCUCUGGAAGCGGCUUUGGAGGCAACUUUGGAGGCAAUCCUGGUGGCUUCGGAGGAAAUCCUACUGGAGGUAAUUUCGGCAGCGGAGUCAAUCCUGGAACCGGCUUUGGAUCCGGCUUCCCCGUGGGCCCUGGAACGGGACCCGUGACCGUCGGCUGAUAAAUUCUAUUUAAGAUUUAAUGUACAAGACAAAACUGUGAUAAGGGAAAGUUAGUUUUACAGCGUGUCAUAAAUAAGUAUUAUGCACAACAAAACAUUGUAUAUAAUCAGACAUAUAUUUUCAUUGUAAUCAGCUUCACGUGAUUAGCGAAACUGUAAAUAAACCAUUAUCAAUAUUUUUA
This is a messenger RNA of Macrobrachium nipponense, 1230 nucleotides long. RefSeq lists its product as uncharacterized. The coding region runs from base 122 to 1048 and encodes 308 amino acids. The record is from RefSeq and is a predicted model, not a curated record. NCBI's taxonomy places the organism in Eukaryota, Metazoa, Arthropoda, Malacostraca, Decapoda, Palaemonidae. The transcript is spliced from 2 exons.